AUGCUUAAGCAUGGAACGACUAUAGAUGCUACUAUGAUGGCAGAAUUACUGCCCCUCGGCGAAGGCCUUGAGACGCUAGAAGAAACUCAUAAUACCUGGAGUAUUCAAGACUGGGGAAACUUGCAGAAGAAAGAGCUCGGCCGAGCGUUUCAGUGUGGAGGCGGUUCAUGGCAAAUCCUCCUGUAUCCCGAAGGAAAUGGCGUGGAUAAAGUAUCAAUAUAUUUUCAGCUCGUUCAUGACCCUAUUAAAGAGUUGAAAAACUGGCAUGCUUGUGUUCAAUUUGCUCUGGUUCUCUGGGACCCAAAAAGUCCCUCAAAAUACGUUUCUCAUGCUGCUGCACACCGAUUCAAUACUGAUGAACCUGACUGGGGAUUCACAAGGUUCUGCGAGCGCAAAAAGGAGUCAAAAUCGCUGGAAGGGGAUAAUUCCCCUUUUUCAGACAAGGCAUGGGCACUACAGCAUGUGUUUUCCGCUCUUCAGACUGCAUCGUCAGCUGUUUCGCCAACAAAGCUCACGGAUUCCUUUGGCUGGAGAGCCUUGCAAUUGUUCGAGCCACAAGAUGCUCAGGAGUUCUUAACAGUAUUACUCGAUAGCAUCGCUGAAAGGCUCAAGGUUACGCCAUGUCGGGAUGCAUUCCGGAGUCUGUUUACCGUUGAAAUCAAAACAAACCAUUCCUGCGUCAAGGUCGCGUGCAGGUGGUCAAAAGAGGAAGAAUCGAGACAUAUAAGGUUGAAUGUCCGUAAUAACCGGACCUUAAUGGAUAGCUUCAAUGAAUACACCUCGGUCGGUCUUCUUAAAGGCUUCAUGACUGGUGACGUACUCAAAGAGCAGGAUGUGACGAGGCAUAUAUCGUUUGACCAUCUUCCAUCCGUUCUCUUCCUAUACUUGAACCGAGUGGAAUAUGAUGUCAAGGCCGAUGCAAUAAGAAAGCUGACUGACUAUCAUGAGUUUCCUGAAGAAAUGGAUAUGUCGCAAUAUCUCUCGGAUAAAGCUGACAAGUCCAAACCAUGGGACUACCUGCUGUUUGGCGUCGUUGUCCAUGCUAGCAGCGGAACUUCUGGCAACUAUUAUACGUUCAUCCGACCAAAGCCCAGUGGACAAUUUUAUAAGUUUUACGAUGAUAGAGUCACACCAGCAACUCUUAAACAGGCUAUGAGUGAUAAUUUUGGAGUUCCAAAUGCCAAACCGCAGAUUUCCACGAAAGGCCUUGAGCCAUACUAUGCUACAGACAAAUAUACGGAUAAAACGGCUACUAUGCUAAUAUACAUCCGCAAGUCUGAAGCUCAUAGUAUCUUAGAGGAUGUUUUGGAAAGCGAUAUCCCCGAAAAAACUCGUCCUUUGCCAUAUGCGCUCCAAAGACCAGCUCAUUUAACCGUUUCUUAUGAUUCCAAACCAACUAAGGAGGGGACAGCGGCAAUUGAUGCACAAGGCAAGGAACUGAAGGCAGCUCAAGAGUCGGCGGCCAGCUACAUGAGUGUUAAAUUCUGCUCCAAUAAGGACUUCCUUAGUCACCAUGGAUUCGACUUGAUGCCCAAAUUCCCAGAAGGCUAUAAGUCGGCCAUACCACUGUCGUAUAGCCGUAUCUCAGAGAGCAUGGUGGUGAAGACGCUUAUGACAACGAUUUCCAAUGAUCUUGGAAUAACUGGGAAAGCUAUCAGGAUUUGGCCAUUGAUAGCUCGACAAAAUGGGACAAUUCGUCCAACCGGGCCCCCUCUUGACCCUGAGAUGACGAUGGGGGAUGCAAGGAAGCUACAUUAUCCAAGACUUCCCUCAGUAAUUCAGCUAUGGAUCGAGAGUGAGGAAUGCCUUUACGGAAAGAAAGACAGCCAGGGCUCCUCCCUGGUUUUCUUGAAACAUUUUGAUGCAGUAAAUCAGAUGAUAACUGGAUUUGGACAUGUCUAUGUUACGCCAGAUGACACACCUAAUCACCUUUCACCUACUAUACGCAAAGCUAUGGGGUGGGGAUCUGAUGCCGUGAUCUCCUAUGUCGAGGAGAUUAAACCAACUCUGAUAGAGAAUAUGGAUGGGGAGAAGACUAUGAAACGCCUAGAGAUUGGUGACGGGGAUGUUAUCUGUUUCCAAAGGUCCCUAAAUUUGACCGAGUAUGGCUCACUCCCUCUAUGUUACUCCUCUCUCACUUCAUUCUAA
Molecule: messenger RNA, 2148 nt
Organism: Arthroderma uncinatum
Lineage: Eukaryota; Fungi; Ascomycota; Eurotiomycetes; Onygenales; Arthrodermataceae
Product: ubiquitin carboxyl-terminal hydrolase 5
Exons: 5
Coding region: 1-2148 (715 amino acids)
Biological process (GO): protein deubiquitination; regulation of protein stability
Cellular component (GO): nucleus; cytosol
Molecular function (GO): cysteine-type deubiquitinase activity; cysteine-type endopeptidase activity; protein binding
Source: RefSeq, a predicted model, not a curated record